This is a messenger RNA of Nestor notabilis (Kea), 2085 nucleotides long. RefSeq names its product solute carrier family 12, member 8 (gene SLC12A8). The record is from RefSeq and is a predicted model, not a curated record. NCBI's taxonomy places the organism in Eukaryota, Metazoa, Chordata, Aves, Psittaciformes, Psittacidae. The transcript is spliced from 13 exons. Bases 1 to 2085 code for a protein of 694 amino acids. Gene Ontology annotation, molecular function: potassium:chloride symporter activity. Gene Ontology annotation, cellular component: membrane. Gene Ontology annotation, biological process: potassium ion homeostasis; chloride transmembrane transport; chloride ion homeostasis.
AUGUUCAGCCUGAAUGGUGCCAGAAGUGAGGGAUAUGUCCAAGAGUUGUUCCAUGAGGAAGCACAGCAGGUAUCUCAAAUGCAGACCAAGCCCUGGUGGAAGAUUCAGCUCUUUGUGUGGGAGCCAGUGCUUUUUGGAACAUGGGAUGGAGUCUUCACCUCUUGCAUGAUAAACAUUUUUGGAGUGGUUCUUUUCCUAAGGACAGGAUGGCUUGUGGGAAACACUGGCAUUGUAACGGGCAUGUUUCUGGUGUCCUUUGUCAUCCUGGUUGCUCUGGUGACAGUCUUAUCUGGAAUUGGAGUGUGUGAGAAGUGCAGCGUUGGAAGUGGAGGGGUCUACUCCAUGAUUUCUACUGUCCUUGGAGGUCAAGUAGGGGGCACCAUUGGCCUCCUUUAUAUUUUUGGCCAGUGCGUUGCAGGUGCCAUGUACAUCACCGGCUUUGCAGAGUCCAUUGCAGAUGUCCUGAGCCUCAGCAACAUCUGGGCAGUGCGCGGGAUCUCCCUGGCUGUCCUGCUGGGCCUGCUGGGGAUCAACCUGGCUGGGGUGAAGUGGAUCAUCAGGCUCCAGCUCCUCCUGCUCUUCCUGCUGGCUGUGUCAACGCUGGACUUUGUCAUCGGGUCCUUUACACACCUUGAUCCAGAACACGGUUUCGUCGGCUACUCUGAAGAGCUUAUGUUCAACAACACGCUGCCAGACUACAGCCAGGGGGAGUCCUUCUUCACUGUGUUUGGAGUGUUUUUCCCAGCUGCCACAGGUGUGAUGGCUGGGUUCAACAUGAGUGGGGAUCUCCAGAAGCCUGCUACCAGCAUCCCCCUGGGGUCUCUGGCUGCUAUUGGCACCUCGUGGUUUCUGUACAUGGUCUUUGUUUUUUUGCUGGGAGCCAUUUGUACCCGUCAGUCGCUCCGCUAUGACUUCAUGAUAGCAGAGAAGGUAUCCUUGGUGGGUUUCUUGUUUCUGCUAGGGCUGUACAUCUCAUCCCUGGCCUCCUGCAUGGGAGGGCUGUAUGGAGCACCCAGGAUCCUGCAGUGCAUUGCCCAGGAGAACGUGAUCCCCAGGCUUGCUUUGCUUGGACAUGGGAAAGGACCCAACAAGACUCCAGUGGCUGCAAUUUGCUUGACGAGUCUCAUCACCAUGGCUUUCGUCUUCAUUGGGCAGGUGAACGUUCUUGCUCCUAUUGUCACCAUCAACUUCAUGUUGACAUAUAUUGCUGUAGACUAUUCCUAUUUCUCAAUCUCCUUGAGCUACAACAUUCAGCAGAAACCUGACAAGACCCAGAUGGAAAACGCUAGACCUGCUCACUGUUCCCAGCCUUUAAUUUUCAGCAAGCCCUCCAGCCGUGCAGCAGAUGGAGUAAUUCAAAGCAGAUCAGAUGGCACCUUGCUGGAAUUCUCAAAAGACAUGGACCAGCUUUUUAAACCAUUUCGUAGCGAGCCAGGUGCUUGCAAAAAUGAAGAAGGCAAGAAUUUAACCCAAAAGGUCAAACAAAAGAAGGCAAAGAAGCCAGCCAAGCAGACAUUACAAGACAGCUUUCUGCUGGACCUCCAUCACGAUACUCCCUCAGCUCAGUAUGGCUGGGAUGAGACCACAGAGCCCCACAAUGACACCCAGGAGGACUUGGCUAAUCAGGGCUGUUGGCAUGAUGCAGAAUCAUCUAUAAAGCAACAAAAUCCAGAGCUGGGAAUUCAGCAGAUACCACAAUCCUUGCACUCCAGAUUCUGCAAUCAUUGGGUUUCCUUUGCUGGUGCGAUCGUGUCCCUCAUCAUAAUGUUUGUGAUUCAGUGGAUCUACACCCUCAUCAGCCUGGGUGCUGCAGUUAUUGUGUAUUUCUACAUUGGCCAAGUGAGCCCAGGCCUCCCCCUUGGAGCAGCAGCGAAUUUCAGCUUCUUUGGCUGGAUUAAGUCGGUUUUGAUCACCUUGCGCAGAAGGCCAUCUCCCAAGGAGCAGAUCGUGGUGACACCGUCCUUUGCAACAGUUGGCAUGGAGACCACACAGCUCACCGAGGAGAAUGCAGACUUCGCCUCUCGGGACCGCUAUCACCAGUCCUCACUUAUCAGCAGAGAGGAGUUUGGGAAUCGAUUCCACUAA